Sinocyclocheilus anshuiensis is the source of this 1886-nucleotide messenger RNA. Its product is annotated as homeobox protein engrailed-1-like. The record is from RefSeq and is a predicted model, not a curated record. Gene Ontology annotation, molecular function: DNA-binding transcription factor activity, RNA polymerase II-specific; RNA polymerase II cis-regulatory region sequence-specific DNA binding. The transcript has 2 exons. Gene Ontology annotation, cellular component: nucleus. The coding region runs from base 247 to 1083 and encodes 278 amino acids. Lineage: Eukaryota; Metazoa; Chordata; Actinopteri; Cypriniformes; Cyprinidae. Gene Ontology annotation, biological process: regulation of transcription by RNA polymerase II; neuron differentiation; multicellular organism development.
GCUGUCACACGGGGCAGCGAGUCCGGGACAGCGGAGCAUCGCGCGAUGUAUUGUCUGACAUGAAUAACGGGUGUGUUUUGACAAUUGAAACGCCUUGAUCGCGGAAAGCAUUCCGAUGCUAUGACAGUCGCUUCUCUUAAGGUAUUUCGUAUACCUUUAUUUUAACUAUAGACUGUAUUCUUGUUUGUUGUUAUCCGGAUACAGCUCUUUGCAACAAGUGGAAUUUUGGUGUGCGAUCCAGCUGUCAUGGAGGAGCAAAAUGAUCAAAACAGUCGUGAUUCGACUGAAUCUGAGAGCGUCUCGCUCUCACCCAAUAUACCAUCCCCUCCGAUUUUACCUCACCAGGCUGCGCAGCAAGCCCACAGAACCACGAACUUUUUCAUCGACAAUAUUCUACGGCCAGAUUUUGGCUGCAAGAAAGAUCUUGGGAGUAGGGACCGGGCGCAAACCUCGGGUAGGGAGAAUGUUAACCCUAUGGUGAUAAGGCCGUCGCAUAAUAGCAGCCUUUGCCAGGAUUCAAACUGCAGUAGUGACAGCACUUCUUCAUCCUCGUCUUCUUCGCCAUCCUCAAAGCAGACCUCUGCAAAGCUUGUCGAGGGAAAUGGAACUACCACAGCAAGGUACGGGGAGAAUACGACGUCGAUAAAGGUGGUGAACUCUAACGGGGGAACUUCGCAAGGAAAAGAGUCGCAGCCUAUACUAUGGCCUGCGUGGGUUUACUGCACCAGGUACUCGGACAGACCUUCAUCUGUUUCUACACUAGGCCCAAGGACACGAAAAUUGAAAAAGAAGAAAAGCGAGAAGGAUGACAAGCGACCGAGAACCGCUUUCACGGCCGAACAGCUGCAGAGACUUAAAGCCGAGUUUCAGGCGAAUCGGUACAUUACGGAGCAGCGGAGACAGUCGCUGGCCCUGGAACUCAACCUCAAUGAGUCGCAAAUAAAAAUCUGGUUCCAAAAUAAGAGGGCCAAAAUCAAAAAGGCCUCUGGCUAUAAGAACGGCCUCGCUCUUCAGCUCAUGGCUCAAGGACUCUAUAACCAUUCCACAACAACAAUUCAAGAAGAUAAAGACGAUAGCGAAUAAAAUGGCCCGGCUUCUCUCCUAACAAAGCCAUGGACGCUGACCCCGACAAAAGUGAUUUUUCAUAUUUUUUAUGAAUCAUAUGAAAAGGAAAUGUCUUCGAAUUCUGCGAAACGAAGAUACGAUAUUUAACAAAUUUCUGUUUAUCAUACAGUAUAUGGACAUGCAUCUAAAUAUGAACACUAUGAAAAUUUAUAUAUAUAUAGCCAAAACUGUAAGAUGUGUAUAUUUAAUUCCAGGUAAGGGGAUGUCUAUAUUGCUCCUUACUUGCUGAAUAUUUUUAACGUUUCUUCUCCUUUCCCAAUGUGGUUGCUCACCGUUCCAGUAGGCCUAAGUGUCAGGCUUGUUAGAGUUUUUGUGAUAGCCCUGUCUCUUAAAUCCCUUAUCUCACAGUUCUUCAAAUGCGUGACUGAACCAACGCUUCAAGCCAAAGAUUUUAAUAUGUUCAGAUUAUGUUGUCUGAAAUAAAAAAAAAGGUAGAAUGUGUUAUUGCUUUUUUUUUGUAGUCUACAAAAGCUCAACAUAAUUACACGAUCUGUAGUUAUUUAAACGCUACGAUGACUUGUCGUUCUCCCAAACCCCUGAUUGAUUUUUUUAUUUUUAUUUUUUUAAAUAAAUGUAUAACAAAACGAUGCUUUUCUACACUAUAAUUUUCUAACUGAGGCAGUGGAUUGUGGUUACACUGCAAUCAUAAGAUGUUUUACGUAUAUAUAAUGUACUGCAAUUUUUUUUUUAUGAUGGGAGAAAUUGUAAUAUUGAGAUAAUUAUUCGGAAGUGAGCCUGUUUUAAGGUUUACAAUGUUUGGA